AUGGCUAACCAAACUUCUUGGUUUGAUUAUACCUUGUUUUAUAAGAAAGGUACAGAUAACAGAGUCGCUGGCGCUUUGUCUAGGGCUUCAUGUUCAUCCCUCACUACAGCUCAACCACAGUGGUUCGAUGAAGUUCAGGCUAGUUAUGCAUAUGACCACUUAGCUCAAGAACUGAUACCUAAACUCAUGCUGUCUCCAUUUCAUCCUGAUGGCUACACAUAUUCACAGGGCAUUCUCCGACAGCAUGGCAGAAUCUACAUUGAUUCCUCUGGUGAUGCUCGUCAGAAGGUUCUUACAGCUGCUCACGCAUCAGCCAUCGGCGUUUGUCAGCAGAAUAAGGUGGAGCACAUUACACCAGCAGGUCUACUUCAGCCUUUACCUGUCCCUGAUCAAGCCUGGAAGCAUUUGAGUAUGGAUUUCAUCACUGGCUUGCCAAAGUCUGAGGGCAAGGAGAUAAUUUUAGUUGUUGUUGAUCGUUUUACUAUGUAUAGCCACUUUACUGCAUUACGCCAUCCAUACACUGCACAUUACAAGCCUGUUAAGUGGGCUUCUUGGCUUUCAUUGGCAGAGUGGUGGUUUAAUACCACUUACCACACCAGUCUCCGCCUCACACCAUUUCAGGCCUUAUACGGGUAUGAUCCUCCCCAGUUUGGUUUGCACUCUUGUUCUUCUAUCUCCAACUCCACUGUUGAGGACUACAUGCAUCAGCGAAAAGUACUUGCGGAGGUACUGCAACAAAAUCUAAGUGAAGACCAGCAUCGCAUAAAGCAACAUGCAGAUAAACACAGAGUUGAGAGAUCAUUUUUGGUAGCAUAUAAACUGCAAUUACCCCCUACUUCUCGCAUUCACCCUGUUUUUCAUGUUUCGCAAUUAAAGAAGAAGAUAAGUCAGGGUCUUGUUCCACAGACUUACUUACCUUCUUUGGAAAAGCAUGGGUUAAUGAAGGUGAAACCAGUAUCUGUGAUUGAUUCUCGUAUACUUCUCAAAGGUCGUCCGCAUGUUCCGCAGGUGCUUGUGCAAUGGUCCCAUGCUGCAGAAGGUGAUUAUUGUUGGGAGGACACUGCUCUUAUCAAGGCCAAGUUUCUCAGAUUUAUCCUUGAGGACAAGGAUAAGCUAUAA
Papaver somniferum (opium poppy) is the source of this 1119-nucleotide messenger RNA. RefSeq lists its product as uncharacterized. The record is from RefSeq and is a predicted model, not a curated record. Bases 1 to 1119 code for a protein of 372 amino acids. The transcript has 4 exons. NCBI's taxonomy places the organism in Eukaryota, Viridiplantae, Streptophyta, Magnoliopsida, Ranunculales, Papaveraceae. Gene Ontology annotation, molecular function: nucleic acid binding.